AUGAGAACGAGACGGGCACACAUGUUGGAGGUGGAGACAUCUCACGAGAAUGACAACCAUAGCGCUAUGCUUGCUUCAGCAAAGCUAACCGAUGAUUUUCAGAUCGUGAGUCCCCCAAAAUCCAAGGGACGUCCAAAACAAAAGCCACGGGCUGUUACAGCAAAGCGGAAUCAAGCGAUAGUAAUGGUAGAGGAAGACUUGGAAAUGCACGAACGCCAAAUGAGUCUACUGACAGUUUAUGAACUACUGGACGGCGAUCCCAUUUACAAGUUGACACACGAGAAGCUGCUGCAGUUCAAGGAAUAG
Molecule: messenger RNA, 306 nt
Organism: Phytophthora infestans T30-4
Lineage: Eukaryota; Oomycota; Peronosporomycetes; Peronosporales; Peronosporaceae
Exons: 3
Coding region: 1-306 (101 amino acids)
Source: RefSeq, a predicted model, not a curated record